Molecule: messenger RNA, 963 nt
Organism: Gymnogyps californianus (California condor)
Lineage: Eukaryota; Metazoa; Chordata; Aves; Accipitriformes; Cathartidae
Gene: CLTA
Product: clathrin light chain A
Exons: 5
Coding region: 30-686 (218 amino acids)
Biological process (GO): clathrin coat assembly; clathrin-dependent endocytosis; intracellular protein transport
Cellular component (GO): synaptic vesicle membrane; clathrin coat of trans-Golgi network vesicle; postsynaptic endocytic zone cytoplasmic component
Molecular function (GO): structural molecule activity; clathrin heavy chain binding
Source: RefSeq, a predicted model, not a curated record
CCCUAGUGCCUCCGCCGCUUCUUGCCCCGAUGGCCGACUUGGAGCUCUUCGGUACUCAGCAGCAGCCGACGGCCGCCGCCGAUAACGGGGCACUGGACGGCGCCGAGGAGGAUCCUGCCGCCGCUUUCCUGGCGCAGCAGGAGAAUGAGAUCGCGGGCAUCGAGAACGACGAGGGGUACAGCAUCCUGGACGGCGGCGAGGUGCCGGCGACGCUGCAGGUUCCGGAGGGUCUCGACUCGGGUACGCGCGGAGGGACGGUGGUGGUUAAUGGAGAUGUCUAUCAGGAGAGUAAUGGUCCAGCAGACUCCUAUGCUGCUAUAUCCCAAGUAGAUCGACUCCAGUCAGAACCAGAGAGCAUUCGUAAGUGGAGAGAGGAGCAAAAGGAGCGCCUGGAGCAACUUGAUGCGAACUCACGAAAGCAGGAAGCAGAAUGGAAGGAGAAAGCAAUAAAGGAGUUGGAGGAGUGGUAUGCAAGGCAAGAUGAAAAGCUCCAGAAAACAAAAGCCAGCAACAGGGCAGCUGAAGAAGCCUUUGUGAAUGAUGCAGAAGACAUUUUUCCAGGCACUGAGUGGGAACGUGUGGCUCAGCUCUGUGAUUUUAAUCCCAAGUCUAGUAAGCAGGCAAAAGAUGUGUCCCGCAUGCGUUCAGUCCUCAUCUCACUCAAGCAGGCUCCGCUGGUUCGCUGAAGGAAAGCACAAUGGAAACACUACAAAUGCAAUAUCUAAAUGUUACUCAGAGAAGCUGUGUUUGCAGUAAUUGGAUUAAUUGUUUGAAUGGUUUUUUUUUUUGGACCAAAACUUAUGAUGUAUCUAGAGCUGAUCAUUGUUUGAUUGCAUGUUCUUCCUCAUGUUUCCUUUCUGUGUCUGAAAUGGGAGAACCUCCAAAACUGUAGUCUCUGUGCUGCUGUGCACUGAGAUGUCACUUCCCAUGUUACUGAUAUUAAAGAUCUGUUAAACAGCAAAA